UCUCGGAAGAACCGCCCCCGGGGUUGCCAUGGAGACCGGACGCUGCAAGUUGCAGAGCGCCUGAACGCAGAAAUCACUUAGGAGACCUUCGCUAGGCGACGCCUUGCUUUGCCUUCUUCCCGACCUUCACGUCCCGGUCAUCAGAGCUUUUUUCUCGACUCUUCCCAUGGAAGACUCGACCACCCUGAAACAAGAAAAGGAAAACCAACAACUGGCGGAAGCAGUGCAGCCGUGGGAAGAAGAGACAGCAGCUUCUCCCCAGGAUCUUGGUCCCGAGUCAUUUGGGCCCUGGGAGGUCGAGUGGGCGCCAGACCCCGGCCCCCGGCCCAGGAGCAGCCGUGCUCGGACCCCCGAACCCGUAGGCCCCGUAGCGGAGCAAGCAGCGUCGUCUUCCCCGCCAUCGCCUCAGAAGCCCUUGUCGACUCUGGCCAGGCAGGACCUCGGGGCCCUACGGCAGCUAGACAGGAUCACCAAUGGGACUCUUGAUGCUGGGACUCCUCUUUCUGACCCACCGGGGCAAUCGACUGAUGCGAGGGAAUCGGCUCCCCCAAGCCAAUCGGGGCAGGACACCUCUGCACUGACUCAGCAACCCGAUCCAAGUAGCAAGCCCUCUAAACCACAGGAGCUGCGACCUGGCAGUGCCCAGGAGGAGGCCUGGAGCAGCCACCAGAACAGAGAUCAGCCUGGGCCCAAGGCCUCUGAGGCGGCCCCCAGCACUCUUGAGAUCGCGGUGCAGAACGCCAAGGUUUACCUGCUUCGGGCCAGCAGCAAGACAGGCUUGAACCUAUAUGAUCAUCUUUCUAAUAUGCUGACCAAGAUAUUAGAUGAGCGUCCUGAAAAUGCUAUUGACUUCAUUGAAACUAUCAGCCAAGAUGUGAAAAUGGCACAUUUUAGUAAAAAAUUAGAUACACUCCAAAAUGAGAAUGAGAUGCUUCCAACGUAUGAAAUGGCAGAGAGGCAAAAGGCUCUUUUUCUCCAGGGACAUUUGGAAGGAGCUGACCAAGAACUGGAGGAUGAAAUAGCAGAAAGCUCUCUUCCAAAUGUAGUGGAGUCUGCUUUUUAUUUUGAACAAGCAGGAGUUGGUCUAGGCACUGAUGAGACUUACCGCAUAUUUCUUGCCCUCAAACAACUUACUGACACCCACCCAGUCCAAAGAUGCCGCUUCUGGGGCAAGAUCUUGGGUCUGGAAAUGAAUUAUAUUGUAGCUGAAGUAGAAUUUCGUGAGGGGGAAGACGAAGAGGUGGAAGAGGAGGAUGCCACUGAAGCUGAAGAGAGGGACAAUGGUGAAAGUGAGGUUGACAAAGAUGAGGAAGAUGAGUUACCGAAGUCCUUUUACAAGCCUCCACAGGCAAUACCAAAAGAAGAAAGUAGGACAGGUGCCAACAAAUACGUCUAUUUUGUUUGCAACGAACCAGGAAGACCAUGGGUGAAGUUACCAUCAGUCUCACCUGCACAAAUUGUUACUGCAAGAAACAUCAAGAAAUUUUUUACUGGGCGAUUAGAUGCUCCCAUCAUAAGUUACCCACCUUUUCCAGGAAAUGAGAGCAAUUACUUACGAGCACAAAUUGCCCGAAUUUCAGCAGGGACCCAUGUCAGUCCUCUAGGAUUCUACCAGUUUGGUGAAGAAGAAGGAGAGGAAGAGGAAGAGGUGGAAAGUGGACGAGAUAGCUUUGAGGAAAACCCUGAUUUUGAAGGCAUCCAAGUGCUUGAUCUAGUGGAAUCUUUAUCCAAUUGGGUUCAUCAUGUACAGCACAUUCUUCCCCAGGGUCGCUGUACUUGGUUUAACCCCAUAGCAAAAAAUGAGGAGGAGGAGGAAGAAGAUGAAGAAAAAGAAGAGCCUGACUAUAUAGAACAAGAAGUGGGGCCUCCUCUUUUGACACCCAUCUCUGAAGAUUUAGAGAUUCAGAAUAUACCCGCUUGGACAACACGACUAUCCUCAAGUCUCAUUCCACAAUAUGGUACUGCAGUCCUUCAAUCCAACCUUUGGCCUGGAGCAUAUGCCUUUUGCACUGGCAAAAAGUUUGAAAAUUUCUACAUAGGCUGGGGUCAUAAAUAUAGUGUGGACAAUUACACCCCCCCAGUUCCACCGCCAGUUUAUCAAGAAUACCCCAGUGGACCAGAAAUUAUAGAAAUGGAUGACCCUAGUGUGGAAGAGGAGCAGGCCUUCAAAGCCGCACAGGAAGCAGCUGAACUUGCACCUGAGGACAAUGAAGAAACUGGGGAAGGCGAAGAUGAUGCUGACAACUGAGGAUUAAAUCAGCCUGGUCUUGUAUGGCUGAGGCACUAACACACACAAACCUCUUAUGUGGGACUAAUUUCAUACUGAACAAGGACUUAUAUAUUGCAUAAUUCCUUGAAAAUAUCAAACGUGACAUUCCAUUCGCAGAAGUAUUAAUGUGUUUAAAGAACAAUGCUCAAUAAAUCACAUUAUGUUCUGAUGGCCAUGGCCAAUGGAAAACAUGCUUCUGUAUUCUUGCUUUAAAAAUCUCAUUUAAUUUCUAAUAUCACACACACUAAAAGCUACAACCCACAAAACUUCAUGGAAACUUCUAUACUUUGGAAGUGCCAAGGGGUAUAGAGAUAAACCCUGCUAACCAGUAAACUACAUCGUCUGCGUUGAUCCUUUGUGAGAUUGACCAAGAGCAGGACUCAGCCUCCGUGGUUGGCUGUGGUCGAGGCUGUGACACUGCAAAUACUGUGGAUGUGUACUCAUUCUCCUUCGAAUUCCGUGACCUGCUCAGACUACAGAACACUCAAAUGCUUAAGGCUGUUACUUCUCACUUCAUCAGAAUUCCUGUCAUUCAAAAUGAUUUGAAUUGAAAACAUGCGGGAUGAUUUGCAGAGACAAAAAGAUGGGGUAUCCAGACACUUCAGACGUAUUCUCCACUACUGCUUUCCAUUCGACAAGUCUAAACAUACUAGAGAUCCUGAGGUUAUGAAUAUAAACUUGGCACUGCUCCUGAAAUCUCAGCUUUUACUGAAGAGGGGAGUAUAAAAAGGUAGAGAAUUAGAAUAGACUGCAAUUUGGCAAGCAGUGGGAUGCAACUCUUGCAGAGUCCUGAAGAACAGUGCUUCCUAGUCUGUGGUAAAGGAUAACAUCAAGAGAAUUCCAAGCCAAUGCUGCCAUUUUUACAAAAUUAAAAAAUAUUACAACAAUCUCAAUUUCUGUACAUACCUUGUCAUACACUGGAAGUCUGUACAUCCCUGAUCUACACUUGAACACUGUGUCAAGUCCUCAGAUGGUGACUUACCUGACUUGAGUAGGACAAGAAGCACUUCUGAGAGCCACCACAUGGAACGCUACAGGGCAGCCUCUUGGUAGCAAGAGCUACAUGCACUUUGACAAAGGACUUCAGGCUGAGACCUCAAGUGACAGGAAUGGUGAGGAGGAGAGUGGGAAGGGAAAGGGGAAGCAAAAAGAAUUAAGAUGUGUUAUAUACAUGUACCAACUCCCUAUGGUGAAUGGAACCAUUAUGUACUGCAAAUGUGUACCAAUAAAAACAAAAAUUUAACAAAAAGAAGUGGUGAGAGAUGACCCUGGAGAGGUAAGCACAGCCCAAACUGUAAGAAGGCUGGAUUUGACCCACGAGUAAUAAAGAGGAUUAAUUUAACCUAGAAAGUCAAAAAACCCCACUGUAUUUUAGAAUGUUUGGGCUUCAAUGCAAAAGACAAAUGGUAGAGAAUUCAGAUUUAAGACAGAAAGACUAGUUAGGUUAUCAGAUUAUGUGGGUAAGAGAACGUGGUGGCAUGAAAAAGGACAACUGCUUGGAAAUAUAAAAUAGAAAACAUUACUUCUGAAGGA
Heterocephalus glaber (naked mole-rat) is the source of this 3802-nucleotide messenger RNA. It is a transcript of the gene Rsph4a, whose product is annotated as radial spoke head component 4A. Lineage: Eukaryota; Metazoa; Chordata; Mammalia; Rodentia; Bathyergidae. The record is from RefSeq and is a predicted model, not a curated record. Gene Ontology annotation, cellular component: axoneme; radial spoke. Gene Ontology annotation, biological process: cilium movement involved in cell motility; cilium assembly; axoneme assembly.